UUUUUACCCUCAUGUGAAAAUAGUUGGGUAAUAUUUUUGUCUAGGGUAAAUCAUUGCAUUCAACAGUCAACUGUUGCAGUUUCUUCAUUCUGUAUCAUCUUUGAGAGGAAAUAAGUACCCCUCUUUAUUAGAUGCAAACUCUGCUUAAACAAUCAUUUUUGUCACCAGAGAGAGAGAGAGAGAGAGAGAGAGAGAGAGAGAGCCUGCAGAAACCCAAGAGAGUCUCUGACAAAGAAAAGAUUUGCUCAUCUUUCUCCAUCUCAUGAUCAUGUGAAAGAGAAAGACACACUUUGAUGGAUCUGGUUCGAGACACACACACACACAUAUUUAUAUUUCAUUCUCUCGUGUGUUUAUCUUUUUACCCAUUAUUGGCUUUUGUACUCUCUCUCUCUGUCUCUGCAACCUCCUUUGAUGGUGGAUUCCUCCUAUAAAUACAUCCGCUCUUCUCACUCCUCGUCUUUUCUCCACGUUCGUCACCUGUGAUUUGCUGAAACCCUCUCUCUCUACCUCUCUCCGAGGCUUCAGUUUCAAGAAUUUCAGCAGCAUAUCAAGAUGGGAUGUUUGUCAUUGCUUCCAAAAAGUUGUUGAUUGAGUAAGAGAUCAAACAAGAGUGUGCAGAUCUCGAGAUCGAGUCCGUACUUGCUUUGCACUUUCUUGACAGUGGAUAUUAUUUUCAGACCCAACUCCUCUCUCGGAAUCUCAUGGCGACGUACUUUCAUGGGAGCUCCGAAAUCGAAGCCACUGACGGCUUGCAGACACUUUACAUCUUGAACCCUAGCUUCAUCCCCUACUCCAGCGCGGCCCACGACGCCAGCGCCCCCAAUACCCUCUUCUUGAAUCCUAUGGGGAGUGCCACACAACCAGCUCACGCUCCACCGUUGAACCACAACCACUUCGUCGGGAUUCCGCUUUCCGGACCCGCAGCACCGUUUGGACCUGCUGGAUCGGACGUAGACCUCUCUCGUCUGCACGAGAUUCCGUCCCUUCACAGCGUAGCUCCAAGGGUUCGGCCUAACCACCCAUGGGGUCAGCCAGAUACAUCGGCUGCCUCCGCAGACCAGCUCCAGAUUUGCUCGGCGACCAACUCCGCUGGGGUCUCACCCUCUCAGCGCGGCCUGUCUCUGAGCCUCUCCACGGAGCAAUCGUCGCUCAUGUCGCUCUCAAGGGAGAGCGACAUCCGUGGGCACAGCCACCAUCAAGUUUUGGGGGUCAACAAGGAAAGGGUGUCGGCGCGGAACUCAUCCUCGUCGGUCUCGAACGUGGUCUUGGGCCUGCACGGCGUCCUUCUGGGGUCAAAGUACUUGAAGGCGGCGCAAGAGCUAUUGGACGAAGUCGCUCAUGUCGGGAAAGAGAUGGAGAAUCGCUCAUCAGCUGAGGGUGCUAAUAAAGAGAAAACUAAACUCGGUAACAAGGAUUCAAGUAAGGACGAGAAAAAAGUUGAAUCAUCAUCAAGUGGGAGUGAGCUCGGUAUGGCUCAGAGACAGGAGCUUCAAAUGAAGAAGGCCAAGCUUGUUGACAUGCUGGAUGAGGUGGAGCAGAGAUACAAACAAUACCACAACCAGAUGCGACUAGUAGUCUCCUCGUUUGAGCAAGCCGCUGGCAUCCGUGCAGCGAAAUCGUACACCGCCCUGGCCCUGCAGACGAUAUCCAGGCAGUUCAAGUGCCUCAAGGAUGCUAUCUCAUCGCAGAUCAAGGCCACAGGCAGGAGCUUAGGCGAGGAUGACUGCAUGGGCGCAAAAAUGGAGGGCUCGAAAUUGAGGUACGUCGACCAUCAUUUCCAACAGCAAAGGGCACUUCACCAGCUGGGAAUGAUCCAUCAGAACAACACUUGGAGACCGCAACGAGGACUGCCGGAGCGCGCCGUUUCAGUGCUUCGCGCCUGGCUCUUCGAACACUUCCUCCACCCCUAUCCCAAAGAUUCGGAUAAACACAUGCUCGCAAAACAAGCGGGACUAACCAGGAGCCAGGUGUCUAAUUGGUUCAUCAAUGCUCGGGUUCGCCUCUGGAAGCCCAUGGUCGAAGAAAUGUACUUGGAAGAGACCAAGAGCCGAGAACAAGCUGGGUCUGAGAACGGCACGAUUCGCAGGGCCGCCACCAAAACCAACAAGGACGCCGGUUCAAAAUCCAUAUCGCAAGAAGACGAUGCUUUUGGAAUGAACAACUCCAUCAAAUCCUUCCAAUCAAACCCGAAUAAGGCCCUCAAUCGAGCCACCAUUUCGCCCUCUGAGAACUCCAACUCAACCUCCUCGACGUCUCCCAUGGCCUGCUCUAUCCCUCCGCCUCCCGGCUUCACUCUGAUCGGACCGUCAUCCAACAUAGAAGCCGGGAUUGCCCCAAGUCCUAAAAAGCCGAGGAUGAGCCCCAACUUGAUGAAUCCGCAUGGUAUCAUUCUCUCAAGGGACAUGGACAUGAAGGGGGGUGAGCCGAGCCGAGGGCUCAGUGCCGGCGCCGGCGGCGGCCACGAGUACGUCCAUGGUGGGUUCGGCGCAUUCUCAAUGGGAAACAUCGAAGGGAGAUACGGGAACGGCGUCGCUCUCACUCUCGGCCUACCGCAUGGGGAUCAAAGCCCUUCACUCUCAGUCUCAGCAACCCCACAGAAUUAUUUCCCCAACCAAAGCAUGAAUAAUCAUCAACUGGGAAGGACUAAACUUGUGGUGGGAAAUGGUGGUGAGGCUGAUUUCUUCGGGAUUGCUGGUGCUCCACAACCAUCUCAAUCGGGCUCAAUAAAUUAUGAGGCCAUCGACAUCAGCAACAGGAAAAGAUUUGCAGCCCAUCUGUUGCCUGAUUAUGUUGCUUGAUCGAUAGCAUCAAGAUAAAGAUCUGAUGACGAUGCAAAUCUCUCCAAUUGUUUAAUGGGCAAUUUAUUGCUUGCCCAUAACCAUGGAGGUAUCUUUCUGUACGAUAUAUAUCAUAGAGAUAGAGAUUGGUUGAGACAGAAGAGAUUAGUGUAAAUGAACAAGUAUUGUAGUAAUAUACAUGCAAAAUAGGAAGCUUUCCAGA
Messenger RNA from Syzygium oleosum, 3000 nucleotides. Its product is annotated as BEL1-like homeodomain protein 1. Gene Ontology annotation, biological process: regulation of transcription by RNA polymerase II. The record is from RefSeq and is a predicted model, not a curated record. Gene Ontology annotation, molecular function: RNA polymerase II cis-regulatory region sequence-specific DNA binding; DNA-binding transcription factor activity, RNA polymerase II-specific. NCBI's taxonomy places the organism in Eukaryota, Viridiplantae, Streptophyta, Magnoliopsida, Myrtales, Myrtaceae. The transcript is spliced from 4 exons. The coding region runs from base 702 to 2798 and encodes 698 amino acids.